AUGCCUCGAGCUGAGAUCGGAUCAACAAAGUACAUCGCCAACCAGAUGAAGUCAAAGGGGCUUCAACGGUUGCGAUGGUACUGUCAAGCCUGUCAACGCCAGAUGCGGGAUGAGAACGGCUUCAAAUGCCAUGUCGCGUCGGAAUCACACGUGCGCCAGAUGCAACUGAUCGGCGAAGAUCCCCGGAAAGCUAUCAACGAUUAUUCGAACCAGUUCCUGAAAGACUUUAUACAACUAUUACGGACGGGACAUGGAGAGAAGAAAGUCAACGUCAAUCAUUUCUAUCAAGAAUACAUUUCGAACAAGCAACACAUUCAUAUGAAUGCGACGAAGUGGGCGAGUUUGACUGAGUUUGCCAAAUACCUAGGCCGAGAAGGCAUAUGCCGGGUAGACGAAGACGAGAAAAAUGAAGGGCGCACCGGUGCCAGUGGACUGACCAUCAGCUGGAUCGAUAAUAGCCCCGAAGCGCUGCGGCGACAAGAAGCUCUGAGGAAGAAGGAGCGGCAGGACCGCGGCGAUGAGGAGCGGGAACAGAGAAUGAUACAGGAACAGAUUCGGCGAGCGAAGCGUGAUGGAAUGGAUGAUGGCGCAGAUGAAGAGGAAGAGCAAGACAAUGAUACUCACACUGAAGGCAUCAAGCGCAAGGAUGGGGAGAAAAUUGUUCUCAACUUUGGCACAAAGAAACAAUCACCUGGGAUGUCUGCACCACCGACACCUCCCCAGACGGAUAGAGACGAUUCAACAUCCGACAAGGAAAUGGACAUCUUACCAACGUCAGAAUCAACUUCACAAUCUCCUCCCCGCCAAAACAUGGCUUCAGAGCCUCCCGACUCCACCGCUAAACGGCUUUCGACCAAGCAGCCUCUGUCUAUGUCCUUCGGCACGUCGUCAAGCAAGCCCAAAAACGUUUUCGCCUCCGCACCAAAGAAGAACGCAUCAGGAAGCACGAAGAAACCCUCCGCACCACCCACGCAACGGCCCAUGAGCGAAGCAGAGCGGAUCAUGAAGGAGGAAAUGGAGCGGAAACGACAGCGUGAUGCGAAGGCUUUUGGAGGUGGAGGAAAUUUGUUCAAGAAGCAGCGCAUUGCAUAA
This is a messenger RNA of Rhinocladiella mackenziei CBS 650.93, 1092 nucleotides long. RefSeq lists its product as uncharacterized. The transcript has a single exon. Gene Ontology annotation, biological process: DNA damage response; DNA replication. The record is from RefSeq and is a predicted model, not a curated record. Gene Ontology annotation, molecular function: double-stranded DNA binding. Gene Ontology annotation, cellular component: nucleus. The coding region runs from base 1 to 1092 and encodes 363 amino acids. NCBI's taxonomy places the organism in Eukaryota, Fungi, Ascomycota, Eurotiomycetes, Chaetothyriales, Herpotrichiellaceae.